CGGGGGAAGGCGGGGCCAGGGCACAGCGGGCCCCCCAAGGGGAAGUGAGUGGCCGCGGCUGGGAUUACGUGCAGCGGUGGUGGCUGCAGCUUCUCCGAGUCUUCUAGACGCCGAGUGGAAGCGACGGACACUAGGCUUGGCCUCGGCACUUGCCCAGCAUACGGCCCGGACAUGGAUCCCGCCAGCCAAGAUAUCAACUUGAAUUCUCCUAACAAAGGUCUACUAUCAGAUACCAUGACAGAUGUGCCAGUGGAUACAGGGACUGCCAGGACCUCCAUUCCUGAGGGCCUGACAGAGGCAGAGGAAGAAGAGCUCAGAUCUGAACUCACUAAGGUGGAAGAAGAAAUUGUUACAUUACGGCAGGUCCUGGCAGCCAAAGAAAGACACUGUGGUGAGCUGAAGAGGAAGCUGGGCCUGACUCCCUUGGAUGGACUGAAGCAAAAUCUUUCAAAGAGUUGGCAUGAUGUUCAGGUCUCCAAUGCCUAUGUGAAAACAUCUGAGAAACUUGGAGAGUGGAAUGAGAAAGUGACACAGUCUGACCUAUAUCUUUCAGCAAGCAGCACAUUGGAGGACUGGAGUGAGAAAUUAACCCAUUCAGAAGCUUACAAGAAGACUCAGGAAACUCUCUCCCAGGCAGGACAGAAGACUUCAGCUGCUCUGUCCAAUGUGGGCUCUGCUAUCAGCAGAAAACUUGGAGAUAUGAGGGCUCAUCCCUUCUCACAUUCCUUUAGCAGCUACUCCAUUCGUCAUUCAAUAAGUAUGCCAGCUAUGAGGAACUCUGCAACCUUCAAGUCUUUUGAAGAUCGAGUUGGGACCAUAAAGUCCAAAGUCGUUGGUGGCAGGGAGAAUGGCAGUGACAACCUUCCUUCACCAACAGGAGACAGCGACAAACCUUUGCAGGAUCAUGCUCCUUUCUAGAUCCCUUUGGAGCUGUACUCUGCCACAGAAUGAGUUCAAGAACCCUCUCAACUCGUCAUGAGCAACUCUGCAGAAAAGAACAAUAUAAUUAUAAUUCAAACCAGGAAAUGGACAGAGUCCAGUUUUGAGAAUUCAUAUCCAUACAUAUAUAGACACUUGCUGCUGGAUUUGAGUAAAAUAGAGAACAAAAAAGUUUUGUACACAGAUAUUUUACACUAAAGUUUAUAGAUGAAGUGUAUCACUGUGCUAUUCUUCCUGGGAGGUGCAUUUAAAUGGACAGGACUUUCUCAUUGGGUAUAGAAGCCAAAGCAUGAACUCCCAUUUGGAAAACACUAUAGCUUAGCUGAAUGCCCAAAUAGAUUUCUUCUUGGGAGUGGAAAGAAGAAUAAUUAUGAAACAAACUUUUUGGAACUGUUGUUUCUUUUCUCCCUUCCAUCGAUUUCUGAAAGCUCUUAUAAAUAACUAGAAGAUUCUAACUAGCUUGAUUUUUUUUUCCCCCAAAAAAAGUGAUUGUCAGGAUGUGAAACUGUCCAUUUUUCUGUGCCUUCCAGAAAGGAGACUCUAAUUAGCAGUUGCCUGGUUGUUACACUAAUGCUCAAGCUUUAACAAAAUGAAAAUCUUUAUUUUUUAAAUGCAGUGGACUUUUCAAAAAUCAAAACGAAGCAAAGCAGCUUUAGCCUCAUAUUAAGGAAAUAUUAUCUUUGAACUCUGAAGCUGAAAUGCAAGCCUUACAUCACCUUAUGCUUUACUUGUUUAUAAUCUUUUUAUAUAAAGAAAUUGAGGGUUCUAAA
Molecule: messenger RNA, 1709 nt
Organism: Phascolarctos cinereus (koala)
Lineage: Eukaryota; Metazoa; Chordata; Mammalia; Diprotodontia; Phascolarctidae
Gene: TPD52L2
Product: TPD52 like 2
Biological process (GO): carbohydrate metabolic process
Cellular component (GO): cytoplasm
Source: RefSeq, a predicted model, not a curated record